AGAUUUUAUUCAAUCGUGUCGUAACUCUCGAAUACAAUGUCGGUGCUCUGGUUUAUAGUUAGUGCCUACGUUUUAGUCGUAGGUCCAAUACAAGCUGCGAGGAUCCUCUUCUACAUCCCCACACCGUCCAUCAGCCAUCAAGUGGUGUACCGUCCUCUGGCGCAGACGCUAGCCAGCCGAGGCCACAAUGUCACCGUCAUCACCGCAGAUCCCGCCUUCCCCAAAGGGAAAGCACCAGCAAACCUGACAGAAAUAGAUCUACAUGACAUCUCUUACGAGAUAUGGCAAGAACAACUUAUGAAGGAAGCAAGAGAGGACGUAGGUGACCUGAGAGCUCAACUAGCAACAAUAAUGAAGACAAUGUACAUGGUAUUGGAUAAACAGCUGCAAGAUGAGCAGAUUCAGACUUUGGUCAAUGACAAAAAUAAACAGUUCGAUUUGUUGCUGUUGGAAGCAGUUUUACCACCACUCCUGGUAUUCUCACACAUUUAUAAGGCACCAGUGAUUCAAGUUAGUACUUUUGGUGCUUUGACCGGAACUUAUGAAUCAGUGGGAGCUCCCACGCAUCCACUCUUGUAUCCACUAAAUACUCGUCAAAAACUGCGCGACUUAACGCUUUGGGACAAAUUCACUGAAGUAUUUAUUCAUUAUGCAGUAGAAAACCUUUGGUAUAGUUUUUACGAUGUCGGUGACAACAUACUGAAAAAGCACUUCGGACCAGCGGUGCCCAAGAUUGAAGAAUUAGUAAAUAAUAUUGAUAUGGUAUUCAUGAAUAUACAUCCGAUGUUUGAAGGCAUUAGACCUGUUCCUCCCAAUGUUGUCUACCUACAUGGCUUACAUCAAAAACCCACAAAAGACCUCCCUCAGGAUCUCAAGUCUUACUUAGAUUCAUCGAAACAUGGAGUCAUUUAUGUGAGCUUUGGUACCAAUGUAGAUCCUGCUCUUUUGCUGCCAGAAAAAAUACAAAUAUUACUACGAGUGUUCUCUCAGUUGCCUUACGAUGUUUUGUGGAAAUGGAGCAAAGAUGAAUUGCCUGGUCGAUCUCCAAACAUUAGGAUAGCUAAAUGGUUUCCACAACCGGAUCUACUCAAACAUCCCAAUGUCAAGUUGUUUAUAACACAAGGAGGAUUACAGUCCACAGACGAGGCCAUCACAGCUGGAGUUCCAUUAAUCGGCAUGCCGAUGUUGGGUGACCAACAUUUCAACGUAGAAAGAUACGUUUCCUAUGGUUUUGGAAUCAAACUCGACAUGAAAACGCUGACUGAAGAAAAACUUAAGCAUGCAAUAAACGCUACAAUAGCAGACGACAGCUACCGUCGCAACAUGGAACGUUUCCGUACGAUAAUAAACGACUCGCCGCAGACUCCGCUGGAGCGCGCUGUGUGGUGGACGGAAUACGUGCUGCGACACGGUGACGCCAAGCACCUGCGUGCACCCAGUGCCAAUAUCUCAUGGAGACAAUACUUAGAACUUGAUCUGGUCUUAAUCUUACUAUCAGUAUUGUUAAUAGCUGUCACAGUUAGCGUUAUAGUACUUCGCUUAGUGUAUAGAGCUGUAAGAUCUUACUUAGUUAGUGAUGUUAAGAUUAAACGGAAUUGAUCUGGAUUUAAAA
Spodoptera frugiperda (fall armyworm) is the source of this 1612-nucleotide messenger RNA. RefSeq names its product UDP-glycosyltransferase UGT4. The coding region runs from base 37 to 1599 and encodes 520 amino acids. The transcript is spliced from 4 exons. The record is from RefSeq and is a predicted model, not a curated record. Lineage: Eukaryota; Metazoa; Arthropoda; Insecta; Lepidoptera; Noctuidae. Gene Ontology annotation, molecular function: UDP-glycosyltransferase activity.